Zonotrichia albicollis (white-throated sparrow) is the source of this 884-nucleotide messenger RNA. RefSeq names its product glutathione peroxidase 2 (gene GPX2). Gene Ontology annotation, biological process: response to oxidative stress. NCBI's taxonomy places the organism in Eukaryota, Metazoa, Chordata, Aves, Passeriformes, Passerellidae. Gene Ontology annotation, molecular function: glutathione peroxidase activity. The record is from RefSeq and is a predicted model, not a curated record.
AGCCCCAGCUCCCAGAUUCCUGUUAUUCCCUGGCUCCCGUUAUUCCCCAACUCUCACCGUCAUUCCCAACCCUCGGGAACAUGCCGUGCCAGGCUGGGAGCAUCCCACAUCCCCCAGGCAGCAGGAUGAGCAGCCGCAGCGCGCCGUGCCAUGAAUUAUUGAGGCAGGGGGAAAAAGUGGAUUUUGGCAUUUUCCGGGGCCGCGUGGUCCUGAUCGAGAACGUGGCUUCGCUCUGAGGCACCACGGUGCGGGAUUACACCCAGCUCAACCAGCUCCAAGCCCGCUACCCCCGGCGGCUGGUCGUGCUGGGCUUCCCCUGUAACCAGUUUGGAUACCAGGAAAACGGCACCAACGAGGAAAUCCUCAACACCCUGAAGCACGUGCGGCCGGGGGGCGGCUUCGAGCCCAACUUCACCCUGUUCCAGAAGUGCCAGGUGAACGGGAGAGACACCCAUCCCGUGUUCGCCUACCUCAAGGCUCACCUGCCCGCACCGGUCGACGAGCCUGCACACCUGAUGGCCGAGCCCCGCUUUGUCGUCUGGAGCCCCGUGCACCGCUCCGAUAUCUCCUGGAAUUUUGAGAAGUUCCUGGUGGGGCCUGAGGGGGAACCGUUCCGGCGCUACAGCCCCCGUAUGCCCACGGCCCAACUGGAGCCCGACAUCCAGCGUCUCCUCAAGCUGGCCAAGUAAUCCUAGCUCCAGUGUGAUCCUGGCUCUGGUGUGAUCCUGGCUCCGGUGUCACCCCGGGGUGGCCCCAGCUCUCUGCAGAAUGACAGCCCCCUCUGAAACCUCCACGGGGAGGGGGCUUGAUGGGGGCAGAGGGUUGGAGCUACCGGGGCGGCGUGGGCUGGUGGCAAUAAAUGAGCCGCAGGGAGUGUGCCUGGA